UAGCUGAUGCCCGAACCCGAAGGAGACGAAAAGCCGAAUUCUCACAGUGAGAAGCAGAGAGAGAAAAGCGAAGGAAAAGAGGAGAGAACAGAAGAUAAUAUGGCGGUUGCCAACGCCUGGCACGCACCACACAGUCAACCCAGGCCUUCCUUGUCUUCGUCUUCUUCGUCAUCAUCAUCCUUUCCCUCAUCUUCAUCUUCACACGAUCAUCGUGUUUUUCCGCGGCGAAAUCCGAUUCUUCUUUUUCCCAAUGGAAACAAUAAAUUGUUGUUCCUCAGAGACCGCCUUUACUCGAAGCUCCGCUGUCGAUGUAGCAAAGACGACGGUCCGGCCUCUCCUUCUGCUAUUGUCCCCGGCAGCAACACUAGCUGCUCUUCCGAUAAUACUAGUGCUUCUGAUUCCUCCAAUUGGGACUGGAAUCGAUGGACUCGGCAUUUCUCUGAGAUGGAACAAGCUGAGAGCUAUGCUUCUGUUCUUAAGUUUCAACUAGAAGAUGCGGUAGAAAAUGAAGACUUCCUGGAAGCUGCAAAGUUGAAAACAGCCAUUGCAGAAGCAACUUCGAAGGAUACUAUUGCGGAAAUUAUGUUGCAAUUGAAGAAUGCAAUAGUUGAAGAGCGUUACCAUGAUGCUUCAAGAUUAUGCCGAAGCACUGGAAGUGGUCUGGUUGGUUGGUGGGUUGGCUAUUCAAAGGAUUCUGGUGAUCUAUUUGGUAGAUUAGUACGUAUAACUCCUGGGAUGGGCAGGUUUAUUGGCAGGACUUAUACCCCAAGGCAGUUGGUCAAUGCUUCUCCUGGAACACCACUGUUUGAGAUUUAUGUUGUCAAAGAAGCUAACAAUUCUUACAACAUGCAGGUGGUAUUCUUGAAACGAACCAAACCAACUAAAGCUAAUUCAACUUCAUCUGACUCAAAAUCAGUGAGACCUUCGACUGCUGAACUUGAGAAUGCAUCUGUGAUUGAUGUUAAGGUCAAUGAAGAUGAAACAGAAAGAAGCAAAGGUAAAAGCAUGGAUGUUGAGGAAGCUGCCGAGGAGGGAAUAAAAAGUGUGAUAAAUUUUCUUAAAGAUAAAAUCCCUGAUUUGAAAGUGAAAGUUAUGAAACUUAAUGUUUCCGAAGAAGUAAUAGAGGAUGGUGAUUCUGUGAGGCAAGUAGUGGAUGAUGACAGUGAAAACAGUAAAGAAGACAAUGAUGGUACUAUUUCCGGUGAAUACAGUGAGGAUGAAGGUGCUGAAACUAGUGAUCUUGACGACAACCAUCAUGAUCAAAUUUCUGUGGGAGGAGAGAGCAGCACAGCUGAAGAUGAAAAGAGUCAAGAUAUGAAACUUUUUGUUGGCGGGGUUUUACAUAAUAAAGAAGAUAAUCCAACAAAAGAUGAAUUUAUUCGCAUACAGGCGGAAAUUAAGGAUUUGGCAAAGGAUUCUUUUGUGUUUCACCUUCCAAAGACAUAUCAAGAUCACGAUAGCGUAGAAAAUUCUGAAUCUGCAGUUGGUGUGGCAGCUAUAGCAGCCCAAAGUGUUUCAGAACUUAUGCCUCCUGAUGUGGCUAAGGUUUUUCUAAGUUCUGAUAAAGUUUCCUCAAAGAUCUCAAAAAAUGUGAGAGAAAUACUAAAGCUUGUUGUUAGUCAGGCGAAGAAGCGGGAUAAAUUAUCUGAAUACACAAAUUUUACCAGGAUUACCACUUCUGGCAGUGAUUUAGAUCCUUUUGAUGGCCUAUAUGUAGGUGCAUUUGGACCUUAUGGUACUGAGGUUGUGCAAUUAAAGCGUAAAUAUGGGAACUGGAAUGUUCGCGAUGAAGAGAAAUCCUCUGGUAUGGAGUUCUUUGAGUAUGUCGAAGCAGUAAAACUGACAGGCGAUAUGAACGUUCCAGCUGGCCAGGUGACAUUCCGUGCUAAAAUCGGAAAAGGAAAUCGAUUUACUAACAAAGGGAUGUAUCCAGAUGAGCUGGGAGUGGUUGCAAGCUACAAAGGUCAAGGGAGAAUAGCAGAAUAUGGGUUCAAAAAUCCCAAGUGGGUUGAGGGCGAGUUGCUGCAACUCAAUGGCAAGGGUGUCGGGCCACAUAUCAAAGGUGCAGACCUUGGGUUUCUCUAUGUCAUUCCGGAGCACAGCUUUCUUGUGCUCUUCAGUCGUUUGAAGUUACCGGAGUAGGGUCGUGAGAUGGAGAUAUAAUGUUAAGCAAAACUAACCCUAAAUACUACUGUCUCUGGAGUUGUAUUAUGGGUGGCAUGCAUGCAGUUUUGAUUCCACUUCUUGCGGCAAGACUUGGAGAAGAUCGGAAGAGUCUUUUACUCUAUAUAUCUAUCUUUGUUUGUUUUUGGUUGAAGUUUAAAGGUGUAUUUUAUCACGACAACCUCAAUCUACCAUGUAGGUAACCUUGUAACAUUUGCAGCUCUUGGAGGUAUAACCAGCUUGUAUGUGCAACAAUAAAUCCAAUUUUGUAUGAAUAAUUUUACUACAAUAAAUAGGUCUUUGCCAUCACAAUCAAUGCCA
Molecule: messenger RNA, 2484 nt
Organism: Ipomoea nil (Japanese morning glory)
Lineage: Eukaryota; Viridiplantae; Streptophyta; Magnoliopsida; Solanales; Convolvulaceae
Product: protein EXECUTER 2, chloroplastic-like
Exons: 11
Coding region: 7-2142 (711 amino acids)
Biological process (GO): singlet oxygen-mediated programmed cell death; response to singlet oxygen
Cellular component (GO): thylakoid membrane
Source: RefSeq, a predicted model, not a curated record